CCAAUGUAAGUGGUCCAGCUCGGAAGACGUCGUGUAUAGACUUAUUUGAACGGAAAUUAGUUUCAAGCCCCUUGUCUACCUUACAGUUGUUAAUAGCCUUGGGUUGUGUUUUAACAACGACUGGUUUAUGAGUUAUUAAUCUGUCAAAUUCAAACUUUCCCAAACUCCGCCUCUGCACGGGGGAGGGGGAGUGCAGCCUGUUGAAGACCACCUGUGCUCUUUUUCUUUUUCUUAUCUCGUGUGAUGGAGGCUCUUGAUGGUGCUCCAUCAAGAAGAGAAGUGUGCAUCAAGUGGAUCUGGAGAUGACAACAGAUGAGCCGCAGGCAGCAGGCAGAAGCAGGGGCUCUGUGAAUGACAAGGAUUCUACAACGAUCAGGAUGAUUUCCUGUCACGAUUAUGGAUUUAAUUCGCUAUCAUAAUUUGGAAUUACUUGCAUGCACAAUUGUAAUCUCUUCACUGUUUGUGAUAGAUGGUGCAUCUCCUGACAGGCCGCGUUCACCAGUGGACCAGUGCUCACCAAACCCGUGCCAGAACAGUGCGAUAUGCAGGAUCCGCAGAGACGACUACUCGUGCUUCUGUGUGCCGGGGUUUCAAGGUGCACACUGUCAGAUCGACGUGAAUGAGUGUGCCUCACAGCCCUGCAGGAACGGAGCUACCUGCGUGGACCGAGUGGGCCGGUUCUCCUGUCUGUGUUCUCCUGGGUUCACUGGGGCCAUUUGUGAGGUCCAGGUUGAUGAGUGUCAAUCACAGCCAUGUCUCAAUGGCGGUAGUUGCCACGACUACGCUGGUGGCUUCACUUGCACCUGCCUGCCCGGUUUCCAAGGACACCAAUGCGAAAUCAACAUCGACGAGUGCCAAGAGCAGCCAUGCCAAAAUGGGGCGCUGUGUAUAGAUGGGGUGAACGACUCCAGCUGUGACUGCUCUCACCCAGCCUUCACUGGCAGACACUGUGAGACCCCACUCCCAGCCUGCCUCUCUGACCCCUGCUUCAACAGCGCCACCUGCCAGGACAACCAGGGUGACUACAGCUGUGACUGCUGGCCAGGGUUUGAGGGGCGUCAGUGUGACAUUGACAUCAACGAGUGUGGCAGCCAGCCCUGCAUGCAUGGAGGCCGCUGCAUGGAGAGGUCGUGGCAGCCUCUGUAUGGCAGCGAGCCUCUGCUGCCCGAACACUACGACCAGCAGCAUGCUGCGGGCUACAUCUGCAGCUGUCCUCCAGGAACUACAGUUAGAGGAGUCUGGGGCUAUCCUGGAGGAAAAGGUGACGGCAUGAUGUGGACACCCGCACCAUGGAUUUGGGGGAUUGUAUUGCUUGGAACAGGUUCCCUCUGCCAGGAGGUGAUAGACCAGUGUGACCCCAGUCCCUGCCACAAUAGGGGCAGUUGUGAGAGCCAUGUUGGAGGUUACAUGUGCCACUGCCAAAAACAGAGUCAUGAUGGCGUCCUCUAUGGAGGUGUAAACUGUGAUGUGAAGAUAGAAGGCUGUGAGGGACAUAAAUGUGAGAACCAAGGCUCCUGCUCUCCUUUCCUGUUGGAUGGGUUUAAUGGAUAUACCUGUUCCUGCUCACCUGGUUACACUGGACCCGUGUGUGGGACCCCCACCACCUUCUCCUUUGAGCGCAGAGGCUAUCUGCUGCUGCAGAGUCCCCUGGUAGAUGCUGUGGUGUCCUGCAACAUUACCCUCAGCUUCAAGACAUCUCUACCAAGAGCGUUGUUGUUCCAGAGUAACAGCAGGGGGCUGCUGCUGAAUCUGGAGCUGCACGAGGGGCAGCUUCGUCUCACACUCAGGAAGGAGGCCUCUGCUGGGGAUGAAGCAGAGAGCCCAAGCCAGGUCCUGGAGCUUCCACACAAUGUCACAGAUGGAGAGUGGCACACUGUGGAAGCAGUGCUGGGGAGCUGGAUGCUCAGUUUGACUCUCUUGGAUGAUAAUGGGAGCUGUGGGAGCCAGUCAUGUCACCAGGUGGCCUCAGUCCAAAGCACCAUGGCCAGGCUGGUGUCACCUCCUCAGAACACUUUUAUUGGAGGAGUGCUUCAGGACUCAAAUGCCCCGGGUGAGGUCUCUCCACUUCUAGCAUUCAUUGGAUGCAUGCGGGAUGUGUUUGUGGACUGGCAGCUCAUUGUCCCCGGGGAAUGGCUGAGCGACUCUGCUGUUAAUGUGUCCCCCGGCUGCAGCCACAGGGACCGCUGCCUGGAUGUGCCUUGCCAAAAUGGAGGACAGUGUGUCAACCUGUGGCAGAGCUACCAGUGCCGAUGUCCAAGGCCUUAUGAGGGGCAGGACUGUGAGGAGGAACAUGUGACGACGCGCUUUGGAACCGAUGACUCUCAAAGUUACGCAUCUUUCACUGUCACCGAUGAUCUGGGUGAUGGCCUCUCCAUCUCCCUCUUCCUGCGCACACGGAGGAACAGCGGACUCCUCUUGGCGCUCGCCAACAGCAGCAGCCAGUAUCUGCACCUGUGGCUGGAGGACGGCAAGGUCACAGUUCAACUCAAUAACUUUGCGAGCCUGAAGGCGGAGAGUGCUAUCAAUGAUGGGGAAGUCCAUUUUGUGAGUGUAGAGGUGGAGGAGGAUCGUAUGGCGCUGUAUGUAGCAGAUCAGAAACAAGGAGAUGUAGCAGUCAGGACGAUCAAUGUCCAAGCCGGAGACACUGUGUAUGUAGGAGGUCGCUCUGAGAAUUGGACGACUUCAGCGUUUGGUGGAUAUUUUAAAGGCUGUAUUCAGGACCUGAGGAUCAACGACAGGAGGCUGCAGAUUUUUGGGUUGGACACCUCAGUGAGAUCUUAUCCUCUGAAGUUCAUAACAAAUGUGACUGCUGGAUGCUCUGGGGACAAUGCCUGCAGUAUGAAGCCAUGUCUAAACGGUGGGCUGUGCUACUCCAUGUGGGAUGAUUUCACCUGCACCUGCCCUCCAAAGACAGAAGGGCGGCGCUGUGAGGAGGUCAGGUGGUGCGAGCUGGCUCCUUGCCCCCCAGACUCAGAGUGCAAGAUGCUUAACCAGGGAUAUGAAUGCUACUCCAAUGCAACUUUCCUGAAUGAGAGCACUGUGUUGGUUUACCGGGGAAACGGCCACAUAUCCCGCAAUAUAACAAACCUCUCCCUAAACCUACGCACACGGAAGCGUAACACGGCUAUUCUCCACGCAGAGAUGGGCUCCUCUUUCUUCACACUGUCCAUCCAGGGUGGUUUCAUCUUCAUGGAGCUUCAGAGCAGCAGUGGAGAGAACAGAACGGAGGGGGAGGGAGAGCAGGCUGUGACCGCGGUCAGCCUCAGCAGCAGGACGAGUGUCAGCGAUGGAGAGUGGCACAGCAUCAACCUGCUGAUGGCGGCUCCAUGGACACAGAGCUCCCGCUGGACUCUGGUUCUGGAUGAAGAGAUAGAGGAAGCCAGCACUUCCAGGAUGCAGGGAGGCAACCUGAACUUCCUCAGGCAGGGGGUGGACAUCUUCUUAGGAGGCCUGGCCCCUGAUGCUGGGUGGUCCCUGGCUGGGUGCCUGGGCACAGUGGAGCUGGGGGGCAUUGCCCUGCCUUACUUCAGCUCCUCUGAUGUGAACUUUCCACGCCUACAGGAGGAGCGGUUCACCCGGACCUCCCUGCUGACCCCCCUCCACGGCUGCAGCGGGGCCCCGGUGUGUGAGCCCAACCCCUGCCUGAACCAAGGGGAGUGUCAGGACCUUUUCAACAUCUUCAACUGCAGCUGUGCCACGGGCUGGGCCGGGAGGCGCUGCAGCUUCUUCACCGACACAUGCGCUUCCAGUCCCUGUAUCCACGGCAACUGCAGCGUCAACGGGCUGACCUACAACUGCAGCUGUGAGUCGGGCUACGCAGGCGUGGACUGUGAGGAGGAGGUGGAUAUGUGUGAGAACCACCUGUGUGCCCAUGGAGGAACCUGUCUGCAGGGAGUAGACAGAUACGCCUGCCUCUGCCCUGAGAACUACACUGGAUCACUUUGCAUUGAUCGCCUUGAAGAAAUUCCGUGGUACAUUGUUACAUCACGAAAAGUACGGCCUAAGCUGCCUGUUUCUGUGUGUGGAGAUGACACCAGGAACUACACCUGCUUCAAUGGAGGCAACUGCACAGAGCGAGAGCUGACCUGUGACUGUCCAUCCGGAUUCAAUGGACACCGGUGUGAGCAGGAGACUGAUGAGUGCAUGUCCAACCCCUGUCUGAACGGAGGCUACUGCCGCAACCUCAUCAACAGGUUUGCCUGCGUGUGCGAAAUGAGCUUCGCCGGAGAAACGUGCCAGACGGACUUGACCUCUUCGGGUUUGACCUCUGACCUCUUACUGUCCAUCAGUCUGGUGUCCGUCGUCCUGCUGCUGAUCUUGAUCCUCACCUCCGUCAGCCUGGUGGUGGCGCUAAAUCGCCGCGCAACCCACGGCACCUACAGCCCCAGCCGGCAGGAGAAGGAGGGGUCCCGGGUGGAGAUGUGGAGCAUCACCCAGCCACCGCCUAUGGAGAGGCUCAUAUGACAUGCACGCUGAUAAUGUGGUUAUUAUAAAAAUGAAUGUUCCUGAUAACAGAUUUAUAACUUAAAGGAAUGCUUCACCCACACAAUUAUAAUGUGUGUAUCAAUGACUCACCCUGUGUUACCUCGAAAACGUUGGUGGUUUGCUUUCACUGUGAAAGAAAGACUAAACAAACAGGAAAUUAUUGAUGAAUCAAGGUAACCCGGGAUGAGUAAUACAUGUUUUUAGGGUGAGGCAUUAUUUUAAAGAAUAUCUGCAGCCUGGAUAUAACCGUGGUCUUCCUUUCCACUUUAAAAUACUGCUGUCUUUCUUCACAUGCUGGAAGACUAUCGGAUCUUGUGUCAUUUCUUUGUGUAAUGGUUCGUCCCAGUGUUUCAUCCAUCUUCCUGGGAUGUUUUGCACCUGGCUUCACCACCCAGCAGUUCAUCCAUCUAAAUGCAAAGAUUUCAGUUGAAAUCGUAUCGAGUCUAUCAUACCUAUUAGUCUGAUCCAUCUUUUUUUUACACACAUGGGUUUCAUCUGGAAACAGGCAGAAUGAGUUAGACAGUCCUUCAUUAGAGGAUACAUGUUUUUUUUCCAUGUUCCUUAAUGUUGAAAAACGAAAGGAUCAAAGUGUUAGUCCGUCUCUUAAUCUCAUUGGUUCCUACUGAAGACAUUCAUCUUUUAAAACAAAUAAAAAAAGGCUCUGUAAUCUCCUAAAUCAGCUAGGCACUGUCAUUGUAUAUGAAGUGUUACAGGACUAAAUGUAGUCCUGUACAUUUCUUAAGAUCCGUUUUUAUCUGCGGAUUAAUACACAUUUGCUAUUCAAGUCAAUAUUUAUUGAAGCAAUAUGUGAAAUUAACUCAAUUCAGUGUUUUGGGUCUUUUCAAGGUCUCUGACAAUAAGAAAAAUAUAGAUUCAUUCACUUCCAUCCAUGCGUCUUCAUUAUUGUAUAAAAGCAUUCAAAAUCCAUAAGUGUUACAUGUCUAUAUACGCUGUUUCUUGCUGCCAGUUUUUAUUUAUUUUGAGGGUUCAAUAAGAAAUACUCCUCACUGACAGAAUAAUGUCAUUUAGAAGUCAGGUUUCAAGACACAUUAGCUGAGAGUAGUUUCUUAGUUUCCUCUGGGUUGACUUGUAUGUACUUAGUUAGCUGUAGUGUCAUUUUAAUUGUAUAUACCAUAAUAGUGAUGAUUUUUGUUUAUCAUGUUUGAAACUGUGAAUUUCAUUUCUACUUUUAAUUGUUGGAAGCUAUACAAAAAAUGUUCUGGUUAAUAAAGUUAAUUUAUUUUAUGUCGACACAAUGUUAUGUAUUUUCUAGUGUUGCUAACUGUAUUACUGUUAGAGCAUUAGCAUUUUCUUUCUUUGUAUGCAAUAAUAAAUAAUUCAGUACACACAGAUUAUUUCCACACCUGCUGUAUCUUUCUAUGUACACAAAUAUUAAAGGUCCCUAUUGUA
Molecule: messenger RNA, 5895 nt
Organism: Gymnodraco acuticeps
Lineage: Eukaryota; Metazoa; Chordata; Actinopteri; Perciformes; Bathydraconidae
Gene: crb1
Product: crumbs cell polarity complex component 1
Exons: 14
Coding region: 397-4464 (1355 amino acids)
Molecular function (GO): calcium ion binding
Source: RefSeq, a predicted model, not a curated record